Magallana angulata is the source of this 710-nucleotide messenger RNA. RefSeq names its product glutamine amidotransferase-like class 1 domain-containing protein 1. NCBI's taxonomy places the organism in Eukaryota, Metazoa, Mollusca, Bivalvia, Ostreida, Ostreidae. The record is from RefSeq and is a predicted model, not a curated record. The transcript is spliced from 6 exons. The coding region runs from base 106 to 570 and encodes 154 amino acids.
UUAAAAAUACGUCCCAUCUGUAACGGUUCCUUGUGCUGAAUAUUUUUUUUCAACAGCACAUUGUUACAUAUAUUUAUAUCGGGUUCGAGUUUCCAUUUGUGAAAGAUGUCUGCGCCCAGACUACAUUGUUUGAUGGUUUUAAGUUCAGCGGUUGAAGGUGUAUCGGCACAGUCAUUUAUCCAGGCUUACACACUUGCCAGUUCCAACUUCUCCAUACAGCUAGCCUCGCCACACGCGAAGAAUGUGGAGUAUGUGCAGCAGGAUGACAACAAUAGACGCUGGUUCAACGAGUUCAGGAGUAAAGCCUCAUCCAACCCCAUAGCAUUCGAAACAGUGGACUCGGCAAGAUACUCUGCCCUGUUGAUUCCCUCGUCCCCCGGGGCGGUCCAUGACCUGGCCAGUAACACAGAACUCAGUCAGAUUGUUAACCACUUCAUCAGGGAGAAAAAACCAAUUUGUGCAAUAGGAAGCGGAGUUGCAGCCCUUUGUUGUGUUAUGUCACCCGAUGGUAAAUCCUGGGGAUUCAAGAACUACAGUAUGACUGGGAGAUCUGUUUCCUCUCAGGAUUGACACAGAAUGAUUGAGGUCUACUGUAGCACAGGUGCCCUGACGUUCAAGGACGGGAACUUUAUCCUGGACGGGAAACCCCUGCGGAUCUUUAGCGGGACCAUGCACUACUUCCGGGUAGUUCCGCCCUACUAGAGGGACCG